Molecule: messenger RNA, 1692 nt
Organism: Lodderomyces oxycetoniae
Lineage: Eukaryota; Fungi; Ascomycota; Pichiomycetes; Serinales; Debaryomycetaceae
Exons: 1
Coding region: 1-1692 (563 amino acids)
Biological process (GO): termination of RNA polymerase II transcription
Cellular component (GO): cytoplasm; mRNA cleavage factor complex
Molecular function (GO): mRNA binding; RNA polymerase II complex binding
Source: RefSeq, a predicted model, not a curated record
AUGGUAGAUAUUCUAACCGAGUACAAAGGCAAGCUACAUGAGCUAACGUUCAAUUCGCAGCCAAUAAUCACCGAGUUGACCCAGAUAGCAAAACAGCACCUUGAACUUGCUGAUCAAAUAAUCGACUUGAUUACUGAACGUAUAUACCAAACAAUACCAGAACAAAAACUUUACGCUUUAUACGUGCUAGACGAUAUUUGCAAAGUGGUUGGUAAUCCAUACAACAUUUUAAUUGGCGAUGAGAUUUACAAUAUCUACAUUCACGUUUUCCAGUUAAAUAAUGAAACAAUACGAGAUAAAUUGGUUCGUCUAUUUGAAACCUGGAAAGUUAGUACAUUACGGAAUAGCAAGAUAUUGAUAUUCCCUAAGGAUCAACUUGCCAAAAUUGACCAGUUCUUGAAGAAAGCCGGGUAUCCGAAAAAGACACCUUCUUUUGCAGUCGAUAGCCCUCGAGUGCUGCAGGCCCACGGAGUCGGAGUCGGAGUUGGAGUUGGCGGCCUCCCACCAAAACCUGGUGUUUCCAUACAACAAUCCUUGAUUAAUGAUAUUGACCAGUUAAUACCUGUUUUUGAAAAACAAUUAGCACUAAAUACUCGGGACACAAAGCUUCAAGAUCGGUUCAAGGCGUUGAGUAAGCUAAAGGUGUUGCUAAGCUCCGAGGAGAUGAAACCUGCAGAGUUGGAAGCCAUCAAGUCCCAUAUUGUAAAUAUUCAAGUACAAGUACAAACACAAACAACAGCUUCGGCGGCUGCUGGCUCUGGCUCUCCACAAAAACCACAGCCACAACCACAGCCACAGCCUUCGAUUCCAAAAGUAAACCCUGCUUUUGGUCUAUUCAAUGAUUUGAUUCUUUCAGGAUUAGUUAAAAAAGAGCAAGAACCAAUACCGGGUUCAAAACCAGUGUACACUUUAAUGUUCCCGGAAGUGAAAUACUCAGCCGAUCAGCAUAAAGAUGACGACAUAAACAAUUUAGAGGAUAUACUACUUCAAAGCAGUUCUAUUCAAAGAUCAGAAUACGACAAAUUGAAAUUUGUAGAGUUAUUGAACGUACUGAAAAAGACUUCAAGCGGAGAUUUGCAGCAUUUUAUUAAUAACAAUAAACCUUCAGCUAGUUUAGUCAACUUGCUAUACGAAGCCAAGCCAUCGAAAUGUUCGAUUUGCGGGAAAAGAUUCACAACGGAUUACGAAGGCACUAAUAAUAAGAGAUUACAUUUAGAUUGGCAUUUCAGAAUCAAUAAAAAAUUGAGCGCCAAAGGAGGAGCCAAUAUCCAAUCUAGGAACUGGUACCUUGAUGAUUAUGAUUGGGUAAAAUUCGAUGAAGAUAGUUUAUCAGAAUUGGGAACUGUUCAAAAGGAAACGGGAAUUGGUUUAACUGCUGCUACUACAGCCACAGCUAUUACUGCCGCUGGCUCUACUCCUUUUACUGGCACAGCAACAGAACAGGCUCCUCAAGUUACAUACGUCCCUGUGCCUGCAAAUGAUACAAAUAUGAACAAUAGGUGCCUCAUUUGUCGUGAACAAGUUAAGGCCAAGUACAAUGAUGAAAUUGGAGAGUGGGUAUGGUAUGAUUGUAUGAAACAACCGGGUGAAAAGAAUCAACGAAGAAUCGUUCAUGUAAGUUGCUACAAUGAUAGAAAGAGAGCUGCGGAAAUGGAUCUUCUUAACCUGAAUGUCAAAAGAGAAAAGAUUUGA